Rodentolepis nana is the source of this 1215-nucleotide messenger RNA. The record is from the annotation of a GenBank genome assembly. Lineage: Eukaryota; Metazoa; Platyhelminthes; Cestoda; Cyclophyllidea; Hymenolepididae.
AUGGAUUCGGCAAGGGGUGCUUCACUUUCGACGCCUCCUUCUUGUGAUGCAUGCAAUUCUUUGCCUAAUAACCCGAUGACAAUAGGUUGUGGCCAUUCAUUCUGCAAGAAAUGUAUGAAACAUGAUGAAACUAAGCAAUUUAUAAUUUGUCCUUCGUGCAAAAUUCUUGGAAGUGUAUCAAUUCUUCAGUCAGAUGAUGAACUAACUGAGAAAAUUAGCCAUUUUCUCUCGAGGUUGAAUUCUUCUGCGACAAGUACAAAGUGUGAUUCAGAAUUUGAAAUUUUUGAUGAAGGAGAACCUCCAACGGAGUACCAUCGCAGAUUUGUUGAAUUAAACGAAGAGUUUACUCAAAAUGAUUUGCUCAACCCUCCAGUUUCUCAGUUAGAAGACUUAUUCUCUGUCUUGAAAAAUAUCUGUUCGGUUUAUUUAAUUUAUGCCAAAGACUGUCUUAUUAGUCUGAAUGCUCUUCGCAGUCUUCCCAUUAAUGAUUUACCUUUGUCCUCUUUCUUGACGUUCUUUGAAUCCUUGGAAAAAAAUCCAGCUAAAUUAUCUCAUUGGCCAACUUUGACACCGCCAAUUAACGUACUAACUGAUAAAUGCAAGGCGAACCUGGUCGAAAUUAUUACACAUCUAUUGGAUACUGUUGAACUGGGCUUGAAAAUAUUAAAUCAUCUUCAUAGAAAAGGUUCUGAAUUGAGUAAAAAAACUAUCGACAACUUUCUCACGGUACUUCACGAUAAUCUACGAAGUAUUGGUCGUGAUAUUCUUUCUCGAGUGAUGAAUGAUCGGCUGCUCAAUCUGAAGUACAUAGCUCGUACCAACGGAAAUCUUUCUCUUUCUACUGGAUCUCCUAGUCACAUUAAUUCCUCAAAUCUUGCCAAUUUCCUCGAUUCUCUGCAUGACAAUGAUUUUCGACCCUCUCUAGUUGCAGAGGCUUCAGAUACAGACGCUCUAAUUGAUAGAAGUCCCAAUGCUAGAACUCGUGUUGACUCCAAUGUUAGUGCCAAAGAAAGCUUUUGUACUCUGUGUACUCACCCUUUACUGAAAAAAUGGACACUAAUUUUCAGCAUUUGUUGGUUCAGUAAUGCUGCUGCCUACUACGGUUCAACCAUAGCAUCUGGCGAAGCCUUCACUAACCGAUUUCUCAGUUUUGCUCUCAGUGGUCUGGUUGAGAUUCCUGGUCAUUGUCUGUCGCCCUGGCUUAUGAAUACGUAA